Ixodes scapularis (black-legged tick) is the source of this 814-nucleotide messenger RNA. Its product is annotated as nucleoporin NSP1-like. The transcript has 5 exons. The record is from RefSeq and is a predicted model, not a curated record. The coding region runs from base 113 to 814 and encodes 233 amino acids. NCBI's taxonomy places the organism in Eukaryota, Metazoa, Arthropoda, Arachnida, Ixodida, Ixodidae.
AGCAUCGGCCUCCGAAGCUGCUCCUCCCAGCACCACCAGUGGGUGCCUGAUCGGAAAUGCUGCCCAGGACACAAAGACGACUCAAGCGUUUGGGCAGCCUUCUCCUUCGACCAUGUCCAGCUUUGCUAGCGGGUGGCUCGGAGCAUCGGCCUCCGAAGCUGCUCCUCCCAGCACCACCAGUGGGUGCCUGAUCGGAAAUGCUGCCCAGGACACAAAGACGACUCAAGCGUUUGGGCAGCCUUCUCCUUCGACCAUGUCCAGCUUUGUGAGCGGCGGGUUCGGAGCGUUGGCCUCCGAGGCUCCCAGCAUCAGUGGAAGCCUGUUUGGAAAUGCUGCCCAGGACACGAACCCGUUCGAAACAACGACUUCAGCGUUGCUUGACCCUUGGGUGAGCUACGCAGGUCGUCGUCGCUUCGCAAGGGCGAUGCGACGUUGCGUUAAGGGUGUCGCCGUCACUGCGAGCGGGGGACUCGGAGCAUCGGUCUCCGGCACCACCAGUGGGAGCCUGAUCGGAAAUGCCACCCAGGACACCAGCCAGUUCAAAACGAUGACUCCAGCGUUCGGGCUGCAGCCUGCCCCUUCAACCACGUCCAGCCUUGGGAGUAUGGGGCUCGGAGCACCGGCGUCCAGCACCACUAGUGGGAGCCUGACCGGAAAUGCCUCCCAGGGCACGAGCCAGUUCAAAACGACGACUCCAGCGUUCGGGCUGCAGCCUGCCCCUUCAACCACGUCCAGCCUUGGUGAGGAACGCACUGCUUCGCUUUUAUUUGGUUCAUGUGUGCAAAGAAUGUGUCGCAUGUACCACGAAAGCUAA